UUUAAUGUCAGCAUUUAUAUAACAUUAUAUUGCGUGAGUAACCUAGGCUAAUUUUGUAAAAAUGACUAAAUUAUAUAUUUUAUGUUUUAUUGCCAUAAUUUUGGAUGUGGUGUAUGAGCCCCAUGUGUCGGGCAUUGGUGAUAUGUUGAAAAAGGGUGCCGAUGCCUUACACAGUGGGGCCAGUAAGCUAGGUGAUACAGUCAUAGAGCAAGGGUUUACCGCAUUUUGUGCCGGUACUGGUGAGUGCGUUAAAACUCUCAAACCAAUGGGUAUGGGAUUCACGCACUGCGAUAAGGCACACGCCAAGGAACCAUGGUGCAAAUUGAUUGACAACAGCGACACAUUGCACGCGGUUUUAUGCGAUGUGUCCAAAGACAAGGGAAAGACAUGGUUUACGCUGGCGAUGGGGUGCUUCAAAAUGCCCGACGCGACCAAAAAGCAGGACUGUAUGGCCGAGUGGAUGAAGGAGGUUGAGAGCUGCAAAGAGGCCGCCGAUAUGAUCGGCAACGCCGCCAAGGGUUAACCUGUUUUGUGCCGACGUUUUCACAACUAGUCAUAUAAUUACAUAAUUACUAUUAAGUUUUAUUGUUUGUUAAAUACUGUUAUGGAUUAUAGUAAAUACUGUUCGAGUAUUCUGUACUAACAAUAUAAAUUAAAUCAAAUGCAAAACACUAAUUAUUAUAUUUAAUUAUUAUUUUAAAUACCGU
Molecule: messenger RNA, 707 nt
Organism: Oppiella nova
Lineage: Eukaryota; Metazoa; Arthropoda; Arachnida; Sarcoptiformes; Oppiidae
Source: the annotation of a GenBank genome assembly